Molecule: messenger RNA, 1343 nt
Organism: Histoplasma capsulatum G186AR
Lineage: Eukaryota; Fungi; Ascomycota; Eurotiomycetes; Onygenales; Ajellomycetaceae
Product: mitochondrial carrier protein
Exons: 7
Coding region: 78-1013 (311 amino acids)
Cellular component (GO): mitochondrion
Molecular function (GO): guanine nucleotide transmembrane transporter activity
Source: RefSeq, a predicted model, not a curated record
CGCCGUUGAUUUCCUCCUCCUAUCCUGUUCCUGUGUACCCCGUCGCUAAGUGUGCUUUUGCAGUUGCGCAGAAAGCCAUGUCUCCCCCAGCUCCUGCAAUUGCUCCCGGCGCAGGUUCCGCCGCAAAGGAUGCCCAGAGAGAAUCGGCGAUGGCUCGUCUGCUCGGUUCCGGUUCUUCUGGCAUUGCUGAACUCCUCAUUUUCCAUCCCGUUGAUACCACCGCAAAACGCCUUAUGAGCAAUCAAGGAAAGAUCGCUAGCGUUUCCCAAUUGAACAAAGUCGUCUUCAAAGACUUCGCCGAUGCCUCCAUCGCUAAGAAGUUUACCUCUCUCUUCCCCGGUCUCGGAUAUGCUGCAGGAUACAAGGUAUUGCAACGGAUAUAUAAAUACGGCGGACAACCAUUCGUCCGGGAUUAUUUGGCCAAGAACCAUGGCUCGUCGUUCGACAAUGCGUUUGGCAAGGGUACUGGGAAGGCGAUCAUGCACGCCACAGCUGGAAGCUUGAUCGGCAUUGGAGAAAUUGUGCUUCUCCCGCUCGAUGUCCUUAAGAUCAAGCGACAGACCAACCCAGAAGCAUUCCGGGGCCGCGGCCUGUUCAGAAUUAUCAAAGAUGAAGGAAUGGGUCUUUACCGCGGCGCAGGCUGGACCGCAGCGCGAAAUGCCCCCGGUUCCUUUGCGCUCUUCGGCGGCUCCGCAUUUGCCAAAGAAUACAUCUAUGGCCUAAAGGAUUACAACUCCGCUUCUUGGCUACAGAACUUCGUCGCAUCCAUCGCCGGCGCAAGCGCCUCCCUCAUUGUCUCCGCGCCGCUUGAUGUCAUCAAAACCCGGAUUCAGAACAGGAAUUUCGAAAACCCAGAGUCUGGCUUCCGGAUUGUCAGCAGCAUGAUCAGGAAUGAAGGUCCGACUAGUUUCUUCAAGGGAUUGACGCCUAAGUUGCUGAUGACGGGGCCGAAGCUGGUGUUUAGCUUCUGGCUUGCGCAGACUUUGAUUCCGGCAUUUGGGAAGGUUGUGUAACUGGGAUGUUGUGCAAGGGGGGGGCGCUCAUAUGAAGAUAGAGUGGAGCGCAAAGGUUUAUUUUGUCCCUCUCUAUAAUGAGUCCUUUUCUUUCUCUCUUCUUGUUUCUUUUCGGUUUUUUCUGUAUUGCCUUUAACUCCGCCAUUUUCAUGUUAUAUAUAGACUAUAUGCGCGUUAGGCUUUUGUUGGGAUCUUAUAUACGGGUCUUUUGUAAUUUUAUGUUUGUCACCGCUCCGCCUUUUUUUUCCUGUUUAUUUAUGAAUCAAUAUCUAUAUAGAGAGCAUGGUUGAGUUGCUGGCGUUGGGAUAUGAUUGAUCUAGCUAUAAACAG